AUGUCAUCAGAUUUCUGGGCUGGAUACCUCAGCGGGGCCCUCGGGAUCAUUAUCGGCAAUCCGUUAGACGUGAUCAAAGUCCGGCUGCAAGCAGGCCACUCCCGAGAUGCAUCUUCAUCCUCGAAUCUAAGUCGUUUAGAGAGAGCGAGCUCUCUUGUUAGAGGCGUGGCUGCGCCAAUAUUGGGAUAUGGAGCUCUCAAUGCACUUCUCUUUGUGGCUUACAAUCGGUCUCUGAUGGCAAUGGAUAGCUCCAUUGCGGACCCCACCAACCCCGAGGGCGUUCCUUUGUACAAGCUUUGGAUUGCUGGUGCUGCUGGCGGCCUGGCAAGCUGGACUAUCUCCUCUCCCACCGAGUUCAUCAAGUGCCGAGCACAGCUGGACUCUCGCCCAGAGAUCUCGUCGUGGGCAAUUGCCAAGGAUAUCUAUCGCAGUCGUGGCUGGAGAGGACUGUAUUAUGGUGGAGGGAUUACGAGUGCACGAGAUUCGAUUGGAUAUGGCUUCUAUUUCUGGUCUUACGAACUUUGCAAACGAUUGAUGACAGCUGAGAAUGAAACAUCGCGGCAAGCUGGCUUUAAGAUUCUCCUCUGUGGUGGCAUUGCAGGCAUUGUCACCUGGGGCUCGAUCUUUCCGCUGGAUAUGAUCAAGACCAGACUACAAGCGCAGACAAUGCAUGACCACUCCUUUGCCCGAAUAUCUGGUGAAAACCAGACUCUACUACGACAUCCGCAGCGAGCCAUGAACACCAUUCAAAUCACCCAAGAGGUCUAUCGGACCGAGGGCAUGGGCGCUUUCUAUCGGGGUGUUGGGAUCUGCAGUGUUCGAGCAUUUAUCGUGAACGCAGUCCAGUGGGCGGCCUAUGAAUGGCUGAUGAAAAGCUUGAAUAGUUCAGGCGAAAUGGCUCCCGUGACUGGGAGUUUGUAG
Penicillium macrosclerotiorum is the source of this 921-nucleotide messenger RNA. RefSeq lists its product as uncharacterized. The record is from RefSeq and is a predicted model, not a curated record. Gene Ontology annotation, molecular function: transmembrane transporter activity. Lineage: Eukaryota; Fungi; Ascomycota; Eurotiomycetes; Eurotiales; Aspergillaceae. Gene Ontology annotation, biological process: transport. Bases 1 to 921 code for a protein of 306 amino acids. The transcript is spliced from 4 exons.